AUGGCUAUUAAAAGAAAAGAUUUUCAGAAGACUUCAUCAACUAUACUUGAAUUUUUGCUUAAAUUACCCGAUGAAGAAACCAGUUCACGCUUACGUGAUACCUUAUUACAUGGUCUUCAUUUCUUACAACAAUAUUAUUUAAUAUUACAAAAACGUGACAAAGAACAAAAACCAUUACAAUGGACUAUUGAACGUGGUCUAAGUCCGCUGACACCAUUUCGCGAAGCUCCUGAUAAAUUUGAAUGGCCAUGGAUUGACGUCGAAUCAAAUAAAGUCAAACAAAUUCUUCCGAGACAUUCUCUCAGUAGUUUUCUGAACUUAUCACCAAUAAUCGUUGCUGUUCGCGAAGGCGAUUUACGAUAUGUCAAAGAAUUAUUGAAUUCCGACUCAGAACUUAUCGAUUGUGUGGAUUCAUUCGGAAGGGAUUUAUUGACUUACGCUGUUCAAUAUCAACAAAUUCAUAUUCUACGUUAUUUAUUAAAUGAAUGUAAAGCAUCAGUAAAAGUGAAUUUACAAGCGAAUGAUGGUUCAACUUGUUUACAUCGUGCCUGUUAUCCUGACGAUGGACAACAUUGUAAUAUUGAAAUAGUAAAAAUUUUAUUGGAGAAUAGUGCUGAUGUGACCAAACAAGAUGUUCACUUACGUUCACCGUUACAUUGGGCUGUUUUAGCUGAGAAUACCGAUUGUUUGCGACUCUUAAUUGACUAUAAUAUCGAUAUUCAUAUCAAAGAUAUCGAUGGAAUGACAGCAGCUAUGUGGGCAUGUCAUCUCGAUCGUCACGAACAUUUCCAAGUACUAUCUCGAUAUAUGGAUGAUGUUAUUGAAACCGAUAAUGAUGGUCGAACGUGGAUUCAUCAUAGUGUUAGGAAAACGGAACCAUUAGAAUGUUUAAAAUCGUUGUUGUCACCAGAUUCGAUAUUCUAUCGUGACAACGAUGGACGAACAUGUUUGCACGUCGCUGCUGAACAAGGUUCUGUUCUUGCUUGUCGUCUGAUUUUCGAGACGAGUGACAAAACAUCGCAACGUACAAGUUAUGUUCACGAUGGAGAUAAAUCUCGGCAAACUCCACUUCACUUAGGCACAAAGAAUGGUCAUGCGCGUAUGUUGAAAGAACUUUUGGAUCAUGGAGCCGAUCCACAUUUGCCUGAUAUUCAAGGCAUUUCCUCAUUUGAUUAUGCCCAAAACCGCGGUCUUUACUUUUGUCGGAGUGUCUUUGAAGUUUAUUUACGUGAGAAAAACUCACAAAGUCGAUCGUCAACUAUGCAAAGUUUUGUUGUGAAUAACACAAUGAAAUCUAAUGGUCAUGAUAUAGCUCCAACGCCACCAGUAAAUGGCCAUGCCACGUUUAUCCGUCGUAAUGGCCCUCGUUCAUUAAAUGAAUCCACGUUAAUACAUAAAUCUGGAUCGCAAAGUCUCUCUAAUGAACAAUUUGUUCAGUCAAUGAAUUUCUCAACAUUUCGCAUGAAUGACGAUGACGAUAAUAAUCAUCACGACGAGACUAAUCAACAACGCCUUCGCUCACUAUCGUCAGCAACUAAUGCAUCAUCACUUGCACCACCCAUCAAACCUCGAAAAAGCACAACAACGCCGAACAGCUCGGUAGUUAAUAUGUCAAAACCACAAAUCAAUCACGUCUAUUCUGAAGACGAUGACGAUGACGAAGACGAAGGUAACAGUCUCGAAGGUCACAAUAGCGAGGAUGAGCAUUCAUUUCGACAAUAUGAACGACCGAACUCCCGUUUGUCUCUACGUCACAAUGAUGAUCGAUCGAAUGGGACGACGCGUCGUCCAGUUUACAAGCCCGGCAAGCAAUCGAAUAAAGACUUUGCACACGACGAUUAUCGAGCCCUUGAUGAUCAAAUCCAGUCGGCUUUUACCAACGUUUCGAAGCAAUCGGCUCGUUCACCGAACAAUAAAGAUUUUCUUCAACCAUCAAUCAAUCGAAUUGGUUCAAGCAAUGGAAACCAAUCACUUACCAAUCGACUUAAAUCAGGUUCAAAAUCGAGUUCGGUUGAAUCCAUUCCAACACUCGAUCUCACUGUUGCUGGCCAGAAAGUCUUUCGAAAAAAACAACCACCACCAGGUGAAGCUUAUUUUUCCACUUCACUAUCGUCCACAAAUUCUACGCGACCACCAAGUGGCCGAUUAAAACCGAUUCACAGUGCCAAAUCUUCAUCGUCGUACACCGACGAGUAUUCCACAAGCUUGUCAACUAAAACUUUAGAGGAUGUAACAAAUAAUACGAAACAAUCACCAACCAAAUCUCAUCUUUACAAAAAGAAAUUAGCACCAUUAACCAACGGAGUCGAUGGAAUGAAUAAAAAAUACUCUUACCGUCCUGUACCCGAACAAUUUCAAUAUGUCGAUGAUAUUUCGUCGGAUAAAUCCGAAGAAACAAGUGCUGGAGGUGAUCAUGAUAUGAAAUCACUAUUGAAUAAUAAUGAUAAACGCUCAAAAUUACAAUGA
Messenger RNA from Adineta ricciae, 2466 nucleotides. The record is from the annotation of a GenBank genome assembly. NCBI's taxonomy places the organism in Eukaryota, Metazoa, Rotifera, Eurotatoria, Adinetida, Adinetidae.